Molecule: messenger RNA, 882 nt
Organism: Caenorhabditis bovis
Lineage: Eukaryota; Metazoa; Nematoda; Chromadorea; Rhabditida; Rhabditidae
Source: the annotation of a GenBank genome assembly
AUGCGCUAUCCGCUGAUAUGCCUCAUCUCGCUAAUUCUUCAACCAUCGUCGAUUCAUCCGAAGAUCUGCAAGAAGGCGCGCGCGUUCGCCGCCGGCACUCGAAGCGGCAACGGAAUCGACGUCGAUUUUUCGGAUCGCACACAAAGAAAACCACUUCAAAAAGUCUAUUUUUUGCCGAGUCUGAGCGCGUUCGAGAAGAAGGUGCUUCGCGACGCGUUCAGACAAAUCGGGCGGCGGACGUGCGUCAAAUUCGAGGAGCAGCCCUACAAACCGUGGUACCACGCCGAUCGUUGGGAUGCGAGCAGUCCGCACGUGCUCAUUCGCAAGUCGGCGAAAUUCGCCGCCUACUCGGACGCCGUUGUUGAGGGAUUGGUGGAUCGCACGAUUCUCUACGUUGCGCAAUCAUCGUUCGUCAAGAGCAACUUCAACCAUUCGCGCGGUCUCGUCAUGGACCAACUCGUGCGAUUCAUGGGAAUGCAGCGAGAGCUCUACCGUCCGGACGCCGUCUCCUACAUUCAAGCGAUUAAGGGCGGUAUUCCGAAUCUCGGCACUCCCGAAUACAAUCCCAUCCAGCUGACGUGGCCGUUCGAUCCGGAGAGCAUCACCGUGCCGUUGUGGGCGCGUGACAAAUUCAAAUUGUCACCGUAUUGUCCGGCGCGCAACGACGCGGACCUCGGCGCCGGCCAACGCGUCGGCCUACUCACCAAAUGGGACACCAUCAAACUCAACAGCAUGUAUUGUCCGGAGAAGGUGCGCGACGCGGACGCCUCGCGCGGACCAUGCGUCGUCCCGCGCGAGAAGGACCUCGACUCAUUCAAACGACGCCUAUGGGCCUAUAAAAAGCUAUUAGCCAAGACGACGAAGAAUCGCAAUUUUCUCUAA